AUGCCUCGCAAGAAGGUGAACCUCCAGUACAUCCCCAACAACUCCACCCGACGUGCCACCUUCCAGAAGCGUAGCAAUGGCAUGAUGAAGAAGGCAGGUGAGUUGGCCACCUUGUGCGAUGCUAAGGCCUGCGUUCUUAUCUACGGUGAGGGUGAGUUGGUGCCACAUGUGUACCCGCCAUCCCACGAUGAGGCAGUGGGCAUCCUAAACCGGUUCAAGGACAUGCCAGAACAUAAUCAGUGCAAGAAGACGAUGGAUCAGGAGUCCUUCCUUAUCCAGCGCAUUGCCAAGCUUCAGAACCAGAUCCAGAAGUCUAGGAGCGACUGCGAAGAUUAUGAGAUUAGGAUCCUCCUGCACAAGGUCAUGACGGGGAACUUCCCAGGCCUCAUGGGGCUAUCCAUUGAGGAUCUAACAAAACUUGACUUGAAGGUGCGUGCUCUCCUCAAGAGCAUUGGCGAACGCAUCGCAAAGAUCCGAGAUCAGCCAUCAGUCUAUCAGUCUUCUCAUGUGCAGGUGCCGUCUCCUACUGUCACCAACGGCAUGGGUAUCAUUGGUCAUGAAGCAAUCAAUCUAGGAAAAGAGCCAUCCCAGCUCCAGGAGGGAUGGAUUGACAUGAUGAGAUCUAGAGGAGGGACCAUUGGUUCUCUUUUCCAUGGUAGCUUCAAAGAUAACCGCGAUGGUGGCACCUCCAAUGUUAGCUUCAACGGUGAUGAGAUGAUUCCGAACUUCGAUUUGGACGAUGGUCUGGGUGUCCAUGGGAAGUCACUGAUGCAAGAUCUUUGA
Messenger RNA from Lolium rigidum, 783 nucleotides. Its product is annotated as agamous-like MADS-box protein AGL80. Bases 1 to 783 code for a protein of 260 amino acids. Lineage: Eukaryota; Viridiplantae; Streptophyta; Magnoliopsida; Poales; Poaceae. Gene Ontology annotation, biological process: positive regulation of transcription by RNA polymerase II. Gene Ontology annotation, molecular function: DNA-binding transcription factor activity, RNA polymerase II-specific; RNA polymerase II cis-regulatory region sequence-specific DNA binding; protein dimerization activity. The transcript has a single exon. The record is from RefSeq and is a predicted model, not a curated record.